AUGGAGGUAGUAGCAGCGGCCCCUGGCGGGGCACCUUUUCAUGAUCACGACGUUCGCGAAUGGUCAAGAAUCGAUUCGAUCACUGGUGCCCUCGAACGAGCAAGAUUAGAAACCGAUCAUUGGUCAGCUAAUACGAUCAAUUCUUCUCAUAAAUACGGCAAGGUAGUGGACUCGAGAGCUCGAACUGACGCAGACGGUGCUCUCCACCAGAGCGCCAGACGACAAUUGGAAGUCUUCUCCAGCGAAAUACCUGGGGGACGACUGCAAGUUAUCAAAACGCAUUCGGUUUCUACGAGUAAGUGGAGUUCGUCGGGCACUAGCAAGGAUUUUGAAAAUUUGCAGCUCUCUAUUAAUCCAUUGGAUCUAUCGUCACAAAAAUCAAAAGCUUCAGUUGGUAGAACUGCAAUCAGACGACCUCCAACACGCCAACGAACGAAGGAACCUCUUCAACCGUCGUCAGAUCUCACAGACCAUUUACGCAACGCCCACAUCACCGCAGCAACUAAUCUUCAUCGAGUUUCACGACUGUGUCAUCAAAUACAUGAAUCAGCGGUAAGACAAGCAUUUGGGAGAAGAUCACCUCGGCCUACGAUAUCUGAUCGAGAAAGUGGAGAUGGUGGUGUCGAAAUAUACGAAAUAGAAAGUGUAUCGAGUGAAAACAAUAACAGUAAUAACAUUAAUAGUAACACCGUGAAUGGACAUACUAAUCUUGUACGAACAAAAAGCAGCAGUAGUGAUGAUAUAAGUUUAAUACCAGAAAAAGAUACAAAUGGGAAUAAGAGUAUCGAAGAUUUAGAAGAUCUAGAGCAACUUCAAACUUGGAGGAGAACAUCCAAAAUAAGAAGAUCUCUACAAUUUCCAAAGCAAGCUUCAAAACCAUCUAGUCCUAAACCUGUAGAUCUGCCAGAAAGUUUAGGCAACGUAAGAAAGAUUCGAGAAGAGUUGGAAAAAGGAAGAAGACUGAAUACAGCCUUAAGAAAUAACAGCGUAGAUUUAGAUGCUUUAGAUCAAAUUUUGCAGUCGAUUUCGAGCUCCAGUAGUGAUAAAGCAAGUGAAGAUCAAGACUCGGAGUUAUCUAAGAAACAAAAAAGGAAUUCGUUUGUUACUGUUGAGUCUAUACAAGAAAUCAAAGGAAGGUUAAGGAAAACUAGUUCACCAACUAAUGACAUUUAUAAGGUUAAUGGUAAAGACGAUGAUCCUGAUGACGGUAUAGUAACAGAAGAAACAUCUCGCAUAAAAGAAAACGAAAUGCCUUUAGUCGAAAAUUCCCGAGUGCGUUCGUACGUAUACGGGAUGGAAGCCUUACUUAACAAAAAGCCCGGUAUAGGUACUGGCAGUCUGGAGUCCCGAGUAAAACUAAUACCUACUAACAAAAACGAAGACUGGUACAAUCGAAGAAAAUCGUACGGAUUUGAAAAAGUCCACAACCACAACGACUCACAAAGCUCAAUUUCAUUGAAGAACAAAAAUUUUGUAGAGAGUUCCACGGAUAGUGGGAUUUGUAGAUCUACAGAAAUUGUUGUUCCCGUUAAGAAAAACGGUUUUAAAGAAAAUGAAUAUAGUUCAGAUGAACAAAACGAUUUUGAACAGAAGUAUAACGAAUAUGAUAACAGCAGUAAACAUCAACUUGGACAGGUUAAGAGAAUAGCAAGUUCAUUUAACCAAGAAGACUCUUCACCAACGAACAAAAACGAAAACUGGAAGAAAAACCUUUUCGACUGGCCAAACUCAUCGACUGAAUUGAAAUCUACUACAAUAACGAUCCCAAUUUCCAAAAACAACAAUAUAGUGGAUUUGUCGUGGAACGAUACGGAUAGAGAACAGCUCAAGGACAUCAAACGCCAUUCUAUUGCUGUCGAUGAAUCCAAAUAUGUAACAAAAAAUAACAAUAAUAAUAGCUUUCGACGUAUUAGUUUAGCGUUAAACGACCAGGUUAGGCCAGAUGAUGACGAAAAUAAUAUGCGGAAAACGAAAAAAGUUGAAUUUUGCAAGACAGAAGUGCAUUUCGCUGCUGAGUCUGGAAAAGUAAAUAUAGUAGCCACUGAUGAAAAGCCACCGCCUACUCAGAACUUUAGGAGACGGCGUAGGAAUUCAGGACCUACUAUGGAUGAUUUUAACAAAAAUGGAUUGCCAUUGCUACAUUUCGGAGAUACUACAUUCGAAAAGCCACUUUUUUCCAACUCAGAAGAUUCCCCGACAGAUUCGAUGUAUGAAAACCUACAAGCUCGAAUUCCCACGAACUACGGACUUGUGACAGUUAACUCAAAUAACGCCAUAACCAACGAAAUAUCUGAAGAAGACAAAAAAGAAUUAACCGAUAGUGAAAUAAAAGGGAUAUUGAAAAAUAAACCCAGUAAGCCGAAGCCUUAUCAUCUUGGAGAGACAGUUCCGUUUGGAGAGAAUAUGUCUGAUGAGGACAGCAAAUGGGGAGUUAGAUUGAGACACAUAGAAAAACCCGAAGUUCCUAUAUGGAAGUCAACUGUGACUGUGCAUAAUUAUAAUUUUGUUAAUCAAGAAAAAGAAAACGAACCUGAAUUUCAAAAACUCCUGAAAAACCUACGACCGACUCGAAAAACUGAUUACACGAGUGACAGCGAGACGAAAUAUUUCGACGGGCUCAAUAUUACUAACAUCAAUAACAGUAUUAAUGGUAGAGCUCCUUCUUGGCCCACUCCUGAAAAAAUCGAACCUUCAAAAGAAGUGAAAGGGAUGGAAAUUAAGGGGUAUUCUACCAAGAUUUGUUUAAGGGAAGGAGAGGCGAUGGUGGUCGAGAGCGACGGGUACGAAAGAGAAAAGCCAUCCAUUAGACCUCGCAUAGAGAAUUUGAGGAAAGAUUCGUUAGAGCGACUAAGACAACCAGAAGUUCUUCCACAAACGACUAAAACACAAGAAAUUGCCAGAAAACAGCAUAGUACAGUAAAUAUAAUAAGGUCACAUCUUUCGCCAAAUCCAGUAAGAAGAACACCUAUUAGUAGGCCAGACCUCAGGCCAAGUGAGCAACUUUCUAGUCCUUCCAUAGUAAAUAAAAACAAAAGUAUAGAAGUAACAAAAGUCACAGAAAAAAAGUCGGUAGAAAAUUCCAGUUCAAGUCUAGAAAAUAGAAAAGUGUAUCCUAAACCUGCAGAUGGAAUAGUGCUCAGAACGCCGAAAAAGUCUGAAAUGACAUACUUCGGAGUUAACAUUUCUCCCAAACCUGUGAAGAAAGUUUCCCAAGCUGUGAUACGAAAAGAAAACAGGUUAUUAGAAAAACCAGAUCUCAUUCAGCAUCAUAAAAAGUCUCCUUCUCCAAUUAGGAAACCAUAUAAAUCGCCUUCGCCUAUCAGAAAGGUUCCGAAAUCACCUUCUCCUGUCAGAAGAAACCAAAAAUCUCCAUCACCAACGCGGAAUGGACGAAAGAGCCCUACGAAGAAUUUGUCAGAACCAAUUUAUGAAAAUAUUAAGAACAAAUAUGGCAGAGAGUUUGAUAGUAGUAUUCUGGAAGAAUUAACAAAAGCUGCUGAUCAAAUAUUACAGGCUGUAAAUGGAUAUACAGAUGAAGAAGUACAUAACAGGUUAUCCUCAGAAGACGAAGAUAACUCACAUAAGAAUAGAUUGGAAACAAUUCUAGAAACUAAAUCUAUGCAUCAAAAAUCAUCAACAACGCGACAAAAGUUAUCAAAUGUCAAAACGAAAUUAAACCCUACAUCACCAACUUCCUCCAUAGAAAGUCUUAAUAGGAAAAAAGGAACACCUGAACCCAAGACAAAACCUUGUUACGAGAAACAUAGAAGAAGGACUGAGCGAGUAGAGAAGACCGAGAAAAUUGAGAAAAUUGAACAGAACACUACAAAGGCUGCUAAUACUAAAGCUAGGAGGCUCCAAAGAGCAAGUAGUAGAGAAGCGCUUCUCAGAUCAAAUGGAUCAUCCUCCGAAGAUUUACCGACAAAACUUGAACCCCCAAGAAAACCUAGGUUGAUAAAGAAAACAAAAACAAUGCAAUUAAGUAUAAGUAAUGGUAUAGAAAUGAAAAAACAUCCAAACACCAAUGUUGGUAGGCGGAAAGAAGACAGCGGUGUUAAAAAUGGAGAGGAAAGAAUAUUAAACAGCUUGCCAGAAAUUCGACAUAAAACAGCUAUAUCUACCAUUAGAAGUACAUCAGAAAAAACCGCUAGGGAUAGGUUAAAGCAUAAAACAGAAGACGUAAAAAGAAAAACACAACAGAAAAAAGAAACGGUCAAAAGUGUAACACCUUCAUCUAGAUCCGAACGAGAAAAGUCUAGUAAACAAUCGCCAUCCCUACACAAGGAGACAGUAACUCACCGAAUAUCGACAGCGUAUGUACCAGUUUGUAGAAAUAGAAGUCGAAAUAUGCAUGCCAGGCAGCAAGACACAGAUUGCCCCUGCUUAUGUUCAUGA
Diabrotica balteata is the source of this 4395-nucleotide messenger RNA. The record is from the annotation of a GenBank genome assembly. Lineage: Eukaryota; Metazoa; Arthropoda; Insecta; Coleoptera; Chrysomelidae.